AUGUUCGCGGGAUUCACACACAACGAGGGUGCCUAUUUCGUGUCGCCUUCCAUGGCCACGUCCGAUGAUUUCACUAAGUUCUUCGCCACCCUGCUGCCACAGUUUUCUCCGGAGGAUUUGCGCACGCUCGAUCGACUCUAUCCAGACCCGCUCGUGGCCAGGUCACCUUACUUAGAGACGAGAAACAUUACCGUGGGGCCUCAGUCCAAACGCCCGGAAGCAGCAUAG
Molecule: messenger RNA, 228 nt
Organism: Aspergillus melleus
Lineage: Eukaryota; Fungi; Ascomycota; Eurotiomycetes; Eurotiales; Aspergillaceae
Exons: 1
Coding region: 1-228 (75 amino acids)
Source: RefSeq, a predicted model, not a curated record